Molecule: messenger RNA, 2917 nt
Organism: Manis javanica (Malayan pangolin)
Lineage: Eukaryota; Metazoa; Chordata; Mammalia; Pholidota; Manidae
Gene: RFTN1
Product: raftlin, lipid raft linker 1
Source: RefSeq, a predicted model, not a curated record
GCCGGCACCCGGGCGGCUGAGGAGCCCCGCGUGGCUCCUCCCGGCAGGUCGCCGCGCUGGGGGCGGGCUUUCCAGGCGCCGGGGCUGCCGCAGGACCACCGCCCCGCCAGCGUUCCGGCCCGGGGUGGAUGGGGUCGGGCCUGAUCCAAAGGAUGAAGAGGUCUUGGCAACUUUUUGAAAAAAAAAAAAGAAAAAUCCCCGGGCGCUGUGGGGGGAGGCACCCAGAGUAGCCUGUUGGGUGUCGGCGGCGCCUAGGAAGGAAGCGAAAGGGACGCUUCGAGGCUACAGCUGCCAAAAUGGGUUGCGGAUUGAACAAGUUGGAGAAACAUGAGGACAAACGGCCUGGAAAUAUCUAUUCAACUUUGAAGAGGCCUCAGGUGGAAACCAAGAUAGAUGUGUCCUAUGAAUACCGCUUCCUGGAGUUCACGACCCUGGGCGCCACCGAGCUCCCGAGGUCCUCAGCAGUGAGACUGGCCUCUUUGCGUGACCUGCCUGCCCAGCUCCUGGAGCUCUACCAGCAGGGCUUCUCAUUGGUGGCCCUGCACCCCUUCGUGCAGCCGACCCAUGAGCGGGAGAAGUCACCCCUGGAGCACAUCUUCAGGGCCAUCCUGAUCAAGAAAACCGACAGAUCUCAGAAAACUGAUCUUUACAAUGAAGGCUACAUCUUGGAAUUAGAUUGCUGUUCCUCCUUAGCCCAUCUAACAGACCAAAAAAUCAUCCCAGAGUUCAUUAAGAAGGUUCAGGAGGCUGCGAGCCAGGGCCUGAAAUUCGUCGGCGUCAUCCCUCAGUACCAGGACCCCAGGAACCCGGCCGGCUGCAGCCUCCCGGCGGAUACCAGAGGGGCCAGGCUGGAGCCCGGCGAGUGUGCGGAUCCGGAGGCCCCGAGGAAUCCAGUGGGGGCAGAUGGAAGCCCAGAGCCAGGCCAGGGCCCAGGAGUGGAGGCGCCCGCCACCCAGCAGCCCAGCUGGCCCUCAGGAGAGGCGGCCGGGAAGGGCUCUUCCCCACAUGGGGUGGGCAGGCCUCUGGACGGACCCGAUGGUGCCAUGGCCGGAGUGCGCGCCCAGCAGCUCUCGGGAACAGAAAUGGAGAUCCUGGCCCUCUUCAACAAACCGAAGAGCCAUCAGAAGUGCCGACAGUACUAUCCUGUGACCAUCCCCCUCCGGGUGUCCAAGAAUGGCCAGACAGUGAGCGGGUUGGACGCCAAUUGGCUGGAGCACAUGAGCGACCACUUCCGGAAGGGCGGCGAGCUGGUGAAUGCGGUCUUCUACCUGGGCCUGGUCAACGAUUCCUUGCAUGGCUUGACAGAUGGAGUAUUCAUCUUUGAAGCUGUUUCCGCAGAAGAUAGCAAAACCAUGCAGAGCUAUGAUGCUAUUGUUGUCGAACAAUGGACGGUCCUGGAAGGUGUCGAGGUGCAGACAGACUACGUGCCCCUGCUGAACUCCCUGGCAGCCUAUGGCUGGCAGCUCACCUGUGUGCUGCCGACGCCCGUCGUCAAAACCACCAGGGAGGGGCAUGUAUCCACCAAGCAGAUUGUCUUUCUCCAGAGACCAUGUCUACCUCAGAAAGUCAAGAAGAAGGAAUCAAAGUUCCAGUGGCGAUUCUCCCGGGAGGAUGUGCACCACAGGCAGAUGAGGAAAUCCAAAGGUAAACUGAGCGCCCGAGACAGGCAGCAGGCAGAGGAAAGCGAGAAGCGUUCAGAAGACCAGUUCCCCAAAGCUGGAGACGUGGGCAACUGUGUGUCGGGCCCGCAACAGGAGGCCGGGGCCCCCGAGGAGGUGAAGGUCCCCACGCAUGAGGGCUCAGGAGAAAGGCCGUGUCCCGGGGGCCGGCUCCGCACAGAGGGAGGUGCCGUGCAGAACGGGCCCACUGGCCUCGUUGGGGCCCCUGCAGGGGGCCGUGCCGGGCCCACAGAGUCCGGAAAGGCUGCAGGGGAGGGGGCCAAAGAGGCGGCCGCAGAGCCCGCAGGAGGCGACUGAGCCCAACCCGCGAGGUUCGCCACCUGAGGGGGCAGUGGCCCUGCGUCCAGGGCAGGACUGCCCUGGCACCGUGUCUCACCCUUUGGCUUGCCUCGCCCUCUCCUUGUGAGCUCCUCCAGGCCCCCGACAGUGUUGGUUUCUGACCAUCCCCUCAGGCCAUGUCGUGAUGCCCAGUGUCAGAAUGCAAGAGGGCAGGUUAUUUCUUCUAAACCUAGGGGCUGGAACCCCAGCCCUGGCCCCAUUGCCUCUCCCAAGCCGGGGACUGGCCCCGCGAGGCCUCCAGCGGGCACUCGGGCCAAGCCCACGGACCACCCGGCUACUGACUGAGGCUGUUUGCUGUGCAUCCCCACACACCCCUGGGCAGUGUCCGGCCCUGCUGUUCUGCAGCUGCUUGGUGACCUGUAACAACCACUGGAGCCCCCCACACCCAGCCGCUGUCCCUCCCCCCACAGCCCUCAAGUGCUGCUGCUCUGGCAAAGAAAAUAGCACUGGGGAGGGAGGCGCCCCACCUCCUGGCUUUCUCUUGGUAUAUUCCCCUAGAUUCUGGUAACCUGGAACCAGGAAGUCUUUCUGCUUGUGUACCUGCUCUUGCAGAACAUCCGAGAAGGAAUUGUGUGUUGGUAUUACUACCCGAAAAGUAUUUUUAAAGGUUUUGUAUUCAGCACAUCAUAUGCACACAUGUUCCUUCUGUCAUUUCACGGCAAUCCGACAGGUUGGGAGCCCUUGUUUUGUGCUCUUUUAAUCAGUACUUGGCCAAGUUGUUUCUCAUGUAUGCUCUCACAUGUCUAUGUUGUUCAGAAAGUAUCGUUGACGCUUUAAGUAGAUGUGACUGGUGCACCUUGGAGAGAGAAUGCAUCGUUGUCUUGACCAAAACAACAGCCUGUCUCUUCUCUUUCUUGUUUAGUUACUUAAAGCAAUAAAUCAUCUAUGAAUUUAAUGCA